AUGGACUUCACUUUCGGUGGGAAGUAUAGAGUAGAGGACACGAUUGGCACCGGCGGCUGUGGCACUGUCUUUCAGGGUGUCCACAUCGUCGCAGGCAAGGAAGUGGCCAUCAAGCUUGAACCGGCCGUAACGCGAUCUAGCCCUCUACAGCAGGAAUCCAAGAUUUACAAGACUCUCGGGGGCGCACCUGGGGUUCCAUGGAUGAUGUGGUCGGGGCGCAAGGGCGACUUUAAUGUCAUGGUCAUUGAUCUCCUAGGUCCCUCUCUCGAAGAUCUGUUCCGCAUGUGCAAUAGACAUUUCUCUCUCAAGACCAUCCUCCUUCUUGCUGACCAAUUAAUCACUCGUAUCGACUACAUUCAUUCGCGGGAUCUUGUUCACCGGGACAUCAAGCCCGCCAAUUUUGUGAUUCCCAAGGCCGAUAAAAACGCUCACCAUCUGAUAAAUAUCAUCGACUUUGGAUUGGCGAAGAAGUUCCGCGAUCCUCGCACGAGCAUGCAUAUCCCUUACAAGCAGGACGAUCAUCAUGGAGUGGGGACAAGUCUGUUCGCGGCCAUCAACACCCACCUUGGCAUUGAAUGUUCACGGCGCGACGACCUCGAAUCGCUCGCAUACAUGCUAAUUUACUUCAUGCGCGGCACGCUGCCAUGGCGGAAGGUCAAGGGCAAGACGUCGUCCGAGACAUGGGACCUAAUUCGCGACAAGAAGCUCGAGACGGAGCAGUUCAUCGCAGUCGGGCUGCCACCCGAGUUCGACAUCUUCUAUAAGUAUACGCGAGGGCUCGAAUUCGAGGACUUGCCCGACUACGACGGCCUGCGCGCUCUGUUCCGCGGGCUCGCGGAGAAGCACGAGAUCGAGUACGACUGGGUGUUUGACUGGAGCGUGCCGAAGCCACAUGAGCGCAAGCGCAGGCGUGCAUGUCGCACGUGUCACGCGUGUUCCGUCGCUGCUGAGGCGAAGGCGAAAGCGGGCGCGCGGCGCUCUUAG
This is a messenger RNA of Laetiporus sulphureus 93-53, 984 nucleotides long. RefSeq names its product kinase-like protein. Gene Ontology annotation, molecular function: protein serine/threonine kinase activity; ATP binding. Lineage: Eukaryota; Fungi; Basidiomycota; Agaricomycetes; Polyporales; Laetiporaceae. The record is from RefSeq and is a predicted model, not a curated record. Gene Ontology annotation, biological process: endocytosis; signal transduction; peptidyl-serine phosphorylation. Gene Ontology annotation, cellular component: cytoplasm; nucleus. Bases 1 to 984 code for a protein of 327 amino acids. The transcript is spliced from 4 exons.